AAUAUAAAUUACGAUCUGUUAGGAAUAUCCGCUUUUCAUGCAAGCUGAGUUAUGCUGAAAUAUAUAAUUUGAAAUCCUUUUUUUGCUGUUUAUAAACUACGAGUAUGAUGAAUCUUAUUUCUGCUUAUAUUUGGUGUACAACAUUUCUUUUGAUACGGGUGACUGGUGUCGGAAGUUGCAUAGGGAGAAUCAAUGUAGACGGUUCACCAGAAUGCUGCGACAAUUUUUACAAUGUGGGGAACGUAUGUAGAGAGUGUCCCCCUGGGUAUUACGGAAACAGCUGUUCCCGUCCAUGUCCGCCACCACUAUAUGGAAUGAAAUGCAAUAUGCGCUGUGGAAAUUGUUCAAAAUGUAGUCACAUUUAUGGAUGUGAUGAAAUUACAGAGACGGGUACAAAUACCAUGGAUUAUUUCAUAUCCCCAGAGUCUACAGCGAAAGUUACAGAAGAUGUAACAACAGAAGGAAAUGGUAACGAGACAUCUAAAUUUCACCUCAAUGUUAUUCUUACGUCAAUAGUAAUAACAUCCGGGACACUAAUAUUCCUGGUCAUAAUACUAAUAGUUAUAGCGGAAAUAUGUAGAUACAAGCUAUGUUCAGGUCUUAGGAAUACAAAUAAAGUGUCGUGUAGAACGCAUGAAGUAGACGACAUUUACACAGAAAUUAAUGAGUUGAUGUCUAAUGUAGUUUUACCCGAGGAUGAUGAGAUUACAGGUUCAAAAGAAUAUAUCAGUAAUGGACAUCCACCUUUCACUGAGAUGGAGGAAACCGGAUGUGAAGAAUAUGUGUAUAGCACUGUAUGUAAAGAGAAAGUUCUUCCAAAAGAUAAAAUCAGACCACAACUUAAUGUGAACAGUGUUCAAAAUAGCAAAGAGAAGAACAAGCACGAAUCGGAUUUUGACUUACAAAGCAACACAAGCACUGUGAACUGUUUUGGAUUGAAGGAUUUGAGUGACAGUUUUGAUAUCCUUUAUGCUGCUGAUGUUUAUGUAAAUGACAAAACUGAAUCGACGUAUUUUUAAUAUUGCAUGGGAAUUAAAUCAUGUUUUAAUA
Molecule: messenger RNA, 1050 nt
Organism: Ostrea edulis (European flat oyster)
Lineage: Eukaryota; Metazoa; Mollusca; Bivalvia; Ostreida; Ostreidae
Exons: 4
Coding region: 105-1019 (304 amino acids)
Source: RefSeq, a predicted model, not a curated record